CCAGGAGUUGGUUAUCAGGUUGUCCUUUCCUCCACAGGUCCUCUAUCUUUUUCCUGCUCUUGGCCUGGCUCUCCUUGGAGCUGGAAGAGAGAAGGACCCAGUCAUAGCCUGGAAGAAGCUCCGUGCCUUCAGAGGUCUUUCUGCCUGACUGUUCCUAUGGCUCUCCUCAUCCUGCUGUUCCUGCUGCCAAGCCCCUCACAUUCCCAUCCCACUUGUGAUGUCUCCAAAGUGACCAGCCUGCUGGAAGUGAACUGUGAGAACCAGGGGCUGACCGCAUUGCCCGCAGACCUGCCAGCAGACACAGGCAUCCUCCACAUGGGCAAGAACAAACUGGGUGCCUUCUCCACAGCAUCCCUGGCACAUUUCACUCACCUCACUCAGCUGGACCUGGAUGAAUGUGAGCUGACCAGCCUGCAGACUGAUGAGAAACUGUCGAAGCUGGAUAACCUGAAAUUAUCCCACAAUAAUCUGCAAAGUCUGCCCUCCCUAGGACGGGCUCUGCCUGCACUCACUAUCCUUGACAUCUCCUUCAACCAGUUGGAAUCGCUGUCUCCUGGUGUCCUGGAAGGUCUAAGCCAACUCCAGGAGCUCUACCUGCAGAACAAUAAUCUGAGGAGUCUGUCCCCUGGACUCUUCAUGUUCACCACCAAGCUGAACAAACUCAAUCUGGCCAACAACAAAAUGUGUGAGCUACCCACUGGGCUCCUAGAUGGGCUGGAAGAUCUUGACACCCUCUACCUUCAAGGGAACCGGCUUCAUACAAUCCCAAAGGGCUUCUUUGGGACCCUCCUCUUGCCUUUUGUUUUUCUCCAUGGCAACACCUGGUAUUGUGAUUGUGAUAUCCUCUAUUUCCGCAACUGGCUCCAGCAAAAUUCCAACAAUGUCUACUUACAGAAGGAGGGUGAGAAUGUCACUGCCUUGACCCCUAAUGUGGCCAGUGUACGAUGUGUCAAUUUGGGCUCCACACCUGUCUACUCCUACCCAGGGAAGGGCUGCCCUGUCAGUGAGGAUAGGGAUAUAGACUCUGAUGACUAUGAUAAUUUCUCUGAUGUACCUGCUACAAGGGCUGAGGUCAAGUUCUCUACCAACACCAAAGCCCAUACUACCCACAGGGGCCUACUCUUAGAGUUUCCUACUUCUCCAGACAGCCAAAUGCCUUCUUGGCCUCCAAACCACAAACCCACUAACAAACAGGACACAUCCACACACAUAUAGAUCCCAGGUACAAACAGUACACAUCCACACACAUAUAGAUCCCAGGUACAAACAGUACACAUCCACACACAUAUAGAUCCCAGGAUUCACCACACUCCCACAGAGCAUGAAAUCCAAUGUAUACUCUUAUAGUUCUAAAACCCAAAACUAUGCCCAUCAUCACCCCAGUCACCCUAGAGCCUCCCUCUACCCUGACUAGCUCAGAGCCCAGCACCACACC
Messenger RNA from Peromyscus leucopus (white-footed mouse), 1435 nucleotides. RefSeq names its product platelet glycoprotein Ib alpha chain-like. Gene Ontology annotation, molecular function: protein binding. NCBI's taxonomy places the organism in Eukaryota, Metazoa, Chordata, Mammalia, Rodentia, Cricetidae. The transcript has 2 exons. Gene Ontology annotation, cellular component: plasma membrane. The coding region runs from base 157 to 1215 and encodes 352 amino acids. The record is from RefSeq and is a predicted model, not a curated record.